GUACAUGUCUCAUUAGUUAGGGUACAUUCUUGGAAGUAAUUGCUAGUCCACAUUUUGGAACUGCGUACUGGUCUGAUAGCACCCAGGUCGGAGUUUGCUCAGUCAUGCAACAUCGUUAUUUGGUUUGUAAUAUUCUCACAUCUCCAAUUCCCAAGCGACUAUUUCCAGAUUCACCAGCAUCAAAUUCGCAAGUGUCUACAUUUGUAAAUUCAAGUGCUUCAUUUCUAAAGCAGUACAAAAUCCCCUAACGUAGUCCACAUGUCCAAAUUUCUGGGUUCAGUCUCCAUACUCCCAAGUUGUCAUCCUAGUUUCCACAUAUGCAAAUUUUCGUAUCCAAAAUGAUCACAUUGCUCAUCUUCAAGAAAAGGAAAACUAGUUUGACUACUCCCCUCUUUCAAACAAACCGAGGGUAUAACUUGCCCGUUCGAGGAGAACAUCUUACAGUCUGUUGUAACAAAACCAAAGGAAACUGAAUUCUGAUUCGACACGAAGACAUUUAUGUUGGAAAUAAUGAAAUACAUGUUUGGAUACUUGUUGCUGUUGUCGGUGAUAGUGACUAUUGCGAUCUGUGAUGAUCCUGAAUACGUUACGGUUACUGAAGACAGUAUAGAUCCUCAAGACACUACGUAUCCUGAAGACAGAACGGAUCCUGAAGAUAGUAUAGAUCCUGAAUAUGUUACGGUUCCUGAAGACAGUACAGAUCCUCAAGACACUACGGAUCCUGCAGAUAGUGUAGAUCCUGAAGGGAGUAUGUAUCCUGAAGACAGUAUGGAUUCCGAAGACAGUAUAGAUUCUGAUGAUAAUACGAAUCCUGAGGACAGUACGGAUCCUGAACACAAUAUGGACCCUGAAAACAAUACAUAUUCUGGAAAAAUUGAGCUUGUAGAUACCGCAGCCAUAGUCACACGGGAGAGACUUUGCCCAAAGGGAACCAAGAAGGGUCUCGCAGCUUUAUGUCGACUCAUCUUCGAUUUUGACUCGGAAGAAUCAGACGCCAUGGAGAAGAAAUAGCUGCACCAUCCCGCUAUCGAAAUUUGGAUUCUGCAUUAUAAAUGUUCGGAGAAAUUGGCUAGCGAAUAAAACAGGAGUUCGAGGGAGAAGAUACGGCAGUAAUUAAUUAACUGAAACCGUUAUAUAGAAAUGUUUGAUUGAAACUGACACGAAGUGUUCUGGUAAGAAAACUAUUAAUAACAAGGUUUUCGUUAAAUUGCGCUGAAAAAUGUAUAUUAUGUAUUAAAGCAAAUAAAUCGUUUAUUUAUAACUUGUACAAAUAAAUGAUAUGGUGAGGGGAAAUUGUACCAAAAGAAUAAUAAUUCUAUUUUUUGUUUAA
Messenger RNA from Megachile rotundata (alfalfa leafcutting bee), 1330 nucleotides. RefSeq lists its product as uncharacterized. NCBI's taxonomy places the organism in Eukaryota, Metazoa, Arthropoda, Insecta, Hymenoptera, Megachilidae. The record is from RefSeq and is a predicted model, not a curated record.